CAUGACACAGAAUAGCAUUAGGACCAAUCAUAAUUUAAUCAUAAAAAAAAAACCUCACUGGUUUGGAAAUUGAGUGAGAUACAGGUGUGAGAGGUGGAAAAACCAGUUUGAGAUAGGUGUGUAUUUUCGUAUUUUCUUAGCUUGUGUAGCAGGAAGACUUUGUUAGGGAUGAAUCCUUGAUAUGAGACACCAACUUGUAAAGUGAUUUAUGUAAACAUGGGGACCUAUCUCCAAGCAAACUAUGAGGAAAAGCUACGAUCAAGGUAAAUUCUGCGGAUGUAAAAUGUGAUGGGCGUGUGUUUUUUUACAUUUAUUUAUACGUUUUGAAAGAGUUUCUGUUUUGUUUGCAGAGUCUGACGAGAGUGUGUUAACACACGGAAUGUCAAGUAUAGUUCUGUAGGGUUAUCUAACCAGCCAGAUCUGAACGUUACCUGCUGCUCCAAACUUUCUCAUACUUCAUUAUCUCUGGGAAUAGAUAGAGUAGCAAUAAAUACAAUAGCUCUCCUUUAACAUGACCUGAUUUAAAGGUUAACCACAGUUAAGUAUUAUUCAUAACAAACUGAAAAAAGCAAAUCUGUGUCCCUGUACAUUUACAUGAAUGAGGAGGAGAAAGGAACUUACUUGUGAUCUCUCCCCCCCCCCCCCUAUAAAUCUGUCAGCUGUCUGGGUGAUUUGCAGGCUCUUUGUUGCAAUACCUCAAAUGCUCCCUGCACAGUGCUUGAUCUAGGUUAUAGCUGAGGUCUGACAGGCACAUUUCUACAAUCUCUAAAGAACUUUAAACUGUUAGUGUCUUUCUCUGUUAUAUCAUGCCAUAUUUUGGUCCCUGUAGAUGUGCAACCACUAUACAUAAGCUGCUGAUUUCAAACAGCACUGAGGAUGCUCACUUGUAGGGAAAGGGGGUACACUGCACGCUUACCAAAGCUGAAUUUUCCCUUGCCAAUGGCUAGCCGGAACAUGAAAACGUUAAAUUGCUCAUUUCAGUGCUAGCCUUUUGGCUGGGCACAUAUUUUUUUUUAUUUUUUUUUAAAUGUAAAUAACUGUCCUUCCUAUUGUGAUUGCACUACAAUUACCAAAAUUCUCUGCUACCCAUUCCCUGUGCAUUUUUCUGAAUUUCACUGUGGCAUUGUAAACUAGCGCCUAUAUUCACAGAGGUUCCACCAUAUUUAAGUACCCACGUCACACUACAUCUGCGAUCCGCUUUUAUCAGAAUAGUAUUUGUCUGCUAAUUGUAUCGUAAGUUUAAAGAUGAUAAUGUUUAUUCAAUAUACAAUGCACCCAAAAUGUUGGCUUAAAAUAAAGCGCUUUCACUUCAAGACACAUUUUAUUCCUUUGAAAAUUGAAUAUCACCUGAAAUGCUUUAAUUUGUGUUAAAAGAUAGGCCCACCUAAAUAGUCUAUGUCUGAAACAGCUGAAUUAUUCACUGCAUCUCAAUCAGUCUGACAUUGCCGUACCUACCCUUUGUACGCCUUUAUAAGUUUAAAUAAAAAGUGUGCAGUGUGCCUCGUCUGAAUAAACUUUGUGCUUGUGAUGACGAUAUGGUCAGCUCAGGGGUGCCCAAAAAGUAAAUCCCCGUAUAUUGUAGAACAACAACUCCCAUGAUUCUUUGCAUGCAUUUAGAAUUAUAUAGCAUCAUGGGAGCUGUAGUUUUAAAACAUCUGGUGCUCUACUUUUUGGCCAACCCUGUGUUAGCGUAUGCAGAGCUUCAUGUUUUACAUGAUGUCAUGAAAUCUGUGAUUUGUGGUUCAGCAGAAAGAUUAAUUUCAACUUAUAGAAAGCCUCGUUCAGUAGUGCUAUAGAAAGUUUAGUAAGCAUCAGUUACUUCCUGGUUUGGUGAGAUCUUUUCGCAAAUCCUGCAGUCAAGUGGUUUUCAGAUCAAAGUAAUGUUUUUUUUAAAUGUUUUAUUAUUUUCAUUUUUUGUUUGAUCAAUUAUCUGAUCUUUGUAAUGAUUUAAAUGACAAAUGGGUCAAAUCUCACCAACCAGCAGAUAAAACAGGAAUAUAAAUUGUCUGAUACUGAUCAUGGAUUGCGUUUUUGCGUUAUCGAAGAGCCGUAUAAUUUGUUCCUGUGAUAAAGAAAUAAUCAUUCCACACUUUAUUCUUAUUAAUGUCAUUAAUAAGAUAUGAAUUUAUAAUAAUUUGACCAAUGGACACCCGAGAUCAUACUUUGGACAUAUUGUAUCCUCCAGCUGGGUUUUUCCCCCCCGCACAUUAUACCCACCAGAACUUAUCAGAGUCAAACAUUGAAAAUUGCUGAAUUAAGAAUAAAACUGACUUGGCAUGGCGGCUUGCUGGUUAUGAGAAUGGAUGAAGAGAUGGGAGAGUCAAUACAUCUGGCUGGCAGCUUCUUUGUAUUAUUCAAAUAUUUAAUUUACAUUUUAAUCUGGAAUUUUUAUUUCGUAAUUUAUAAGAGACGUUUUAUUUUUUGUUGUCAGUGACAACACGAUUCCUUAAGAUAACGGACACAUAAACAAUGCAUCUUCCAGGGCAGCAGUGAUUCCAUUGCAUCGAUGCAAUGCAGCGCUGUAAGAACAUGUUUUCUCAGCCAGUGAAAGUUCCACAUGCUGUUGGGAGGUCCGUAAAAAUUGCUCCCAAGCAGUAAGUGGCAUUCACAUGACACAGAAAAUAAAAAAAUAAUCACAUGUGGCAGAAUGUAACCCACCAUCCGGGUUUUUCUGUAGCGUGCCAUUUCAAGGGACAGCAAAGCAUAGUGACCAGGACAUGCUGCACAAGCAUGCGGAUUAAACCAUACCGCCCAACAGUUCCGAGUUCAGAGUGAAUGUUCCAAAUUCAGGGUCCUGUCCCACCAUCCCGGAUUUGACCCCUGGUGUCCUGCAUUUGGGAAAACUGAAAAUCAAUCACCACACAACACAAGCACAUUGUUAGACAAAUUCGCACUGCGCAGAUUUAAGCCUAUUGGCUGGCACUGCAUGUUAACGGCGCUCCACACACAUGCCGCCCUAAGUGGUACCGGCCAGUACUAUGCAUUCCGCCAGGCUGCCAUGUCCUUUUUUUUGACAUGUCCCAAGCUGUCGCCUCCUCCCAGGACUUGAUGUGGGCAGCCCUAAGGCUGUCUGACAGCCUGUUUAAAGGGACACUAUAGUCACCUGAACAACUUUAGCUUAAUGAAGCAGUUUUGGUGUAUAGAACAUGCCCCUGCAGCCUCACUGCUCAACCCUCUGCCAUUUAGGAGUUAAAUCCCUUUGUUUAUGAACCCUAGUCACACCUCCCUGCAUGUGACUUGCACAGCCUUCCAUAAACACUUCCUGUAAAGAGAGCCCUAUUUAGGCUUUCUUUAUUGCAAGUUCUGUUUAAUUAAGAUUUUUUCUUAUCCCCUGCUAUGUUAAUAGCUUGCUAGACCCUGCAAGAGCCUCCUGUAUGUGAUUAAAGUUCAAUUUAGAGAUUGAGAUACAAUUAUUUAAGGUAAAUUACAUCUGUUUGAAAGUGAAACCAGUUUUUUUUUUCAUGCAGGCUGUGUCAGUCAUAGCCAGGGGAGGUGUGGCUAGGGCUGCAUAAACAGAAACAAAUUGAUUUAACUCCUAAAUGACAGUGAAUUGAUUAGUGAAAUUGCAGGGAAAUGAUCUAUACACUAAAACUGCUUUAUUUAGCUAAAGUAAUUUAGGUGACUAUAAUGUUCCUUUAAUGCUUUUAGGCAAGCAUUCCUUUAGAGCAGGCAUAUUAAUAAAUCACUUCAUUUAGCAUCACCAAUGAAAUACAUUAUAUCCAUGGCAAACACUCCCAAUUUAAUCCAGAAGGCAGGAUACCGCUAGGCAGAACUAUUCCUGUACUUUCCAACAACAUGUGGAAUUUAGACUUGUAUAGGAAACCCGAACAUAUUUGUAACUUAGUCUUUGAAAUAAAGAUGACAGCGGAUCACCCCAUUGUUGGUGGGAAUGCGAGAAACACAUUUUAAACAUACAAAUGUCAACCGGUAAGUGACAUGCUAUUUCCAACUGCAUGGGGGGAAGUAAUUGACCGCCACAGAUUUUUGGGGGGCAGAAAGUUGCUAAAUUACUUAAAAGGAAGUAGACAUUGGUAAAAAAACAAAACCAAAACAGAACAUGUGAUUAGCUUAUUUUCUAUCAAGGUAUCAGAUCUUUUAGACCUAGAUUUAGGAACUAUUAGUAAUAUUUCAUACACUUUUAACCUGUAUCACUCAUCCUAAAUACAUACAAUUCAAGUUAAUAUUGCCAUAAAAUGCCAUGUAAAGUGUCGCUAUAGGUAAUUUGUGUUAAGAAGUGUAAUAGAUCAUUGUUACUAAGAAGCAUGUUAUUAGGGAGUGUCUGAAUUUGAGUUCCCUACCUGCCCUCCCGGCUACACAGGUGAUGUCAGCAGGAUGCACAAAGGCCAGGUUAAGGAGGUGUCUGUACCUAUUACAUGGAGGCUUUACUCCUGUCCCUGCCUGCCUGCUUGCAGACACAUAGUGUGCUCCACAGCCCUGGAUAAUGUGAGUAUAUCUUCACUGUUUAGAAAAUAAAAAGGAAAAGUAAUUCUCAGGCCUAGUUUUAAUGCUAUACAAAAUGUUACCAGUUCCCAAACGGUUAUCACUUCACGUUGCUGAUGGGCAGAGCAUGAAUUGUGCUACCCUGCAUCCUGUGGUAUUUUAAUUGCAGCAGGAGGGAACUUCACUGAUUGAUCAAGAUGAAUCUUACAACUUUCUAAGAGAGUUGGCGUUCCAUUCAUGCAGCAUAUGAAUGCUACAUACUAUACCAGUAAUCAGCAGUGAUAGAGCUAUAUACACUCAUAGAAACAUGGUGAGUCUGACUACUCUAGCUUUGCAAGCCGUGACAAUGAAAGCGGUUCACUUAAAGAGGAAAUAUUUCACUAAAAGUUAGGGUUUUUUUUGGUUUUUGUUUGGUUCCUCGCCAAGAAGGUAAGAGAAAAAAAUAAUAAAAUCUAAAUAUCACCAUGGCACUUUUUUGAUCAUCUCUACAGAAAUCCUAUAUCAGCGCAUGCACUCUCAGGCUAUCCUUAAUUUAAUUUAUGUGGUACUUAUAGGGAGUGUCCGUAGGGAAUAAAAGGGAAUCAUGACGGACUAUUUCCAUCAUGUGUCCUUAAGGGGUUAAAUAGAAAAAGCCAAAUCCAUCGCUAAUUUUAGUUCGGCUUUAACUUGGUAACACACACCAUCUAUUGUGGUGUUAAUAUUAGUCGUUAUUAAGAUUUUAAACUGUAUUUUUGUCUUUGGUAAUAAAACCGCAUUCAAUUCGUAUUAGGUUAAUUUUUAAUUUAAGAGUCAAUUAAUUAUUUAGUUGCUAAAGGUGGAGUGUAAAACUAUAAGCCUUUCACACACACAAAAAUGGUGCUGAAAUUUUAUAUAUAUCUUGUAAUUUAUUGAUUGAGUGAUGGAAAUUUAAAAAAGUUAAAACUGUUUAAUAAAUAAAACAGGACUAUCACCACAAUCACCACAGUUUGUAUGUGUAGAUUUUGAGGCCUCUAUCUAAUUUUAUAAUCGCGUAAUCCGUCUAAUAUGUUUGUUUACAAACAUUUCGAUUUACCAUGGUGCUGUCUCUUUGAUAAGGUUUACUAUUGCGUUUCUGUAUAGGUAUUUGUCUGAGUAUUUAACGCUGAGCGAGGCGGAGUUAUUUAUAAUAUUCACCGUAUCUAAUCAAUGCAUAUGGCAGGAAGGUUGACCCCUCAUUAUGAGAUUAUUAUUUUUGUGUGUGUCUCACUGUUGAAAAGGGGACAAGUCAUUUAAAGGCAUAAAUCUGAAGUUAAUAGGUGUAUCUUGUUUAAGAGUUAAACAGUUCCUGAAAGUUCCCCACCCAAGGAUUACCCUGUACAAUAGACCGAGCGAGUGAGGACAUGCACUUGACUCUAAGAAAAAUGCUGAGCUAGUGACCGUUUCACAGCUCCGAACAGCGAAGAAGAGCAGGGGUGUCCAAAAGGUAGAUCCCAGAUGUGGAAUUACAACUUCCAUGUAGCCUUGUUAUUCUAAAGGCAUACACAGACACUCAAAUCAUUAUGGGGGAUGCAGUUCUACAAUAUCUGUGGAUCUACCUCUUGGGCACCCCUGAAGUAUAUAGAUAUAGAAUGAUAGAGGUUCUAAUAGGGUCAGGGAUGCCGCAUCAACUAUGGUUUUAUGGACACGUACCAUGUAGAGACUGGGACCUCAUGUGAAAAGUCCUGUCUUAUAACUGGGAGAAAAAUUUUGCAGGUAAGGAAUCACAUGAUUAGUGGAACAUUCCAAGCACUGUAACCACUACAUCUUGUUGUAGUAGUUAUGGUGCCAGGAGUGCCCUGGCAGCCUAUUUGUAACUUGCCAAACUAUUUUAGAAUGACCUGACUACUUACCUGUAAGCACCGCUCAGUGAUGCAGGAGCUUCCAUUGGGGAGCAGUGCGUGGGGGACCCCCCAUUCUAAAAUGGUUUGCCUACUUAUACACCAGGACACUAUUAGCACCAUAACCACUAUAGCAUGCUAACGAAUACUGCAGGGCAGCGUUGUCUAACAUCAACAGGGAGAAACGAUGUACGUCCCCUAAUUUUAACGUAACCGAAUUACAGUAGAUCUUGGUGCUACCUUGCUAUGAUUGUGAGUUGUUCCUUUUUUUGAUAUAUAUAUUUCUAAGCCCAUCACAAGUUUAUAUCUGAUGGUAAUAGAGGCCAACAUGUCUUGCUCUGUAUUCAGUUGUGAUUUUGGUCCCUACAUGUGGUUUGUUUGGUUUACUGAAAAUACGUACUAAAAAUAUAUUCACAAAAAAAAUAUAUGUCCAGAAAAACAUGGUGGAUAUAGCAACGCAAGAUGGGGUCUAUCCGCAUCUCUGUGAACUUAAUAAACUGAAUAGUUUAUUCUACAGAUAAUAGAUUGAAUAUAGCACAUGACCGUGACAGAGCACCGUAAUGAGGUGAAUGCUCCUAGUCAUUACACAGAUUACAUUGCAAAAGGGAUCAUUUUGAUACUUAAAGGUACACUAUCAGCACCAAAACAAAUUUAACUUAAUAAAGCAGUUUUGGUGUAUAGAUCAUGGCACAGCUGUCUCUGCCAUUUAGGAGGUAAAUCAUGUUGUUUAUACAGUCCUAGUCACACUUCCAAAAGUCUGUUUAAUACCCUAAUAGAACCUGCAGGAGCCUCCUGUGUGUGAUUUAAAGUUUAAAUUCACAGAACAGGAUAUUAAAAACUUCUAAAGUAAACACACUGUGCUCUCAGAUCUGAUUGAAACUAAAAUACAUUCUUUCAUGGAGGAGGUGUGACUAGGAGUUAAAUACAUUUUACUCCUAAAUGGCAGAGAAUUGAGCAGUGAGACUGCAGGUGCAUGAAUGAUCUAUACCAGGGGUAGGCAAACUUAGGCUACACUGCCUAAUGUCAAUUCUGUGCAUACUUUGUCUGUUGUCUGCACGCUGGUGACAGACUUAAUUAAAGUCUGUAAGUGGAGUCUUGUCUUCCAUCCCUUCCACCUCCCUAUCCUGUUCAAUCGAUUUUUAGGCUCCCUUCUUCUCUCCCUCUCAACCUCCCCUUGUCGCCUGCAUGCACUCUGAUCCAGAUAAGUGGUCCUAUCAAAAACCUCUCUAGGAGGAGCCUUUUAUUGGACCGCAUGACAGCAGGUGUAACAUCAGAAGGCUGCGUGGAAAGCCGCGCUGGUAGCUUUGUCCAGCGCUGGAUUACAGAUAAAUAAAUACUUUAUUAAAAAUUGACAGGGAAAUUGAUGACAACAUACUCUUACAAGCUUAUUCUAUUACAGAUACCUGUAUAACGUCACCAGUUUAAUGUGAUAAUACUCUGAAGUGACCAAUUUAUUUUCCUAUGUAAUGCAUUAAUCAUAAAUAGUUUUAAAGUAUAUGAAACAUAGUGUGCAAAUAAUUCCAUUCAAUGGAUUCCAUGAGUGGACGUUCAGCAGCCUUUGUUAAAGGAGCACUCCAAGCACCAUAACCACUACAGCCCAUUAUAGUGGUUCCACAGUAUGACGUCAAUUUUUUUACCACGGAUUGACAACUUACCAACGUCCAGCUAUUUUUGUUCCUAUCCAGCGGAAGAAGAGUGACGUCUCUAUAUAGAAAAGCACACCCAAUGCAGGUCCGCGUUCGUUGGCUGUGUGUACUCAGCAGAUGCUCUUAGCCAAUAGGAAUGGUCUCUCAUUGUCCUGCUUUGUUCUACAGAGCAAAUUGGCUUCUUCUCCUGGACAAGACUGGAUGCAGUGUCAAAACCAAACAGGACCCAAGUAGCUUGUCAAACUGUGCUAAAAGGUUUUACAAUCUUACCGCAGAAUUGUGUCAAAGCACUCCAGCAACCAUAACCACUACAACAGCCUGUAGUAGUUAUGUGAUUGGAGUAUUCUUUCCCAGGAUUCUUAGUAUUGCGUUUACUUAAGCUAUAUUUACAAUAUGUAUUUUUAAGAUGUGAAAACAAACAUUUAAUACCUGCAUGUGGGUGCCUCAGUCAUGGCUUCCUGUCAAUCAUUGUUAUAAGCUCUGGCCUUUGCUCCUGGUAGUCCGUAUAGAGCGAGCAAGCCGAGAAGAGAAGAAAUUAAACCAUGUUUCUAUUUCACCUCUUCAUUUGCAAUGUUUGUCUUAUCUGAACUGGAUCAUGAUGUCAUUUGCUAAAUCUUUCAUGUAACUUUAAAAGAAAAUCGAGCGUCUCCCGAAAAAAAAAAAGUCAUAAAUGACUUUCAACGUUUUAUUCAACUGUGUAAAUGCCAGAGAGGUGACUGUUCCCUUUUUAAAGAAAAACUGUAUUUAUUAUUUUUUAUUGGAAAUUAGUUUAGUAGAUGAGCUGUUGGUGACCAUGUUGCACUGUUUAAUGUGAUGGCAUGGGGACUUUAUAUACCAUUAACUUUGGGCCGUGUGGUGGUUAUCGUGUCAGGAGAACCCUGGUGCCUCCCCCUUACAAAGAACCAAACUGUUUUAGAAUUGUUUGACUUCCUCUCUGGGUCUGCGGACUUGGCUCUACACCUCCUUUCUGCUGGAAGCUCUCAUUGAGCUAAUCCCGGUGGACUCUCAUCCAGUGAUCUAGCCCUGCAUGGCUCUCCUUAGCUCAGAAGAGGCAACAGAGGCUCCUAAGCUGGAGUUUCCAGGUUUCUUUCCAACAAACAGGGAGUGUGGAGCAGCACGCAGCAGUGGUCCCCCAGGUAAGAAGUCAAACCAUUUCUAGAUGGUUUGACCAUGAUCAUUGCGGUGUGCCAGGGCACUCCUGGAACCAAAACCACUGCAAUGUGCUCUAGUGUUUUAUGGUGUUUAGAGUCUUCCUCUAAAUACUUCAUUAAAUUCAUUUGUUCUGGAUUCAAGAAACGUGGAAGCUGAUGUAGUAAUGGUGUGUGUCUAUUGUCCUCCUGUAGCUUUGAUAAAGACCUUGUGGCCCAGGCUCCAGCAUUUGUGGGUGCAGCGCUGAUGAGAAUUGAUGACAUGGAACUGAAAGAAGAAUGGCAGGAUGAAGAGUUUCCUAGGUGAGUGAGAGAGGCCAUUGCUCUAUAUACGGUAUCUGUCACAUGGAAAGAUUGGGAAUAUAAUGUGCAGAUUAUAAGGAACAUUAAAUGGUUACUCUAAGCACCAUGACUACUUCACUGAUUUGUAGUGAUCAUGGUGUUUGGAGUCUAUAUGUGCAGUGUCUCAUUUCUUUAAUAAAUGCUGCACAUACAGAGGGAAAGCAGCACUGUAAAUCCACCUCCGGUGGCAUGAUUAGCAGCAUGCUGGCAACAGUCAGCCAAUGGCGGCACCAUCCACUCCGUGACGCUAAAUCACACCUAAGCCCAGCCUCUGGGACACUGGUGUACAUACCGUGGUCGCAGGGACCGGGCCGCCCUGCGACUGUCUAUGUACGCCGGUUUGCCAGCCUCUUCUCCUGGGGGGCCAAGGAGCUGGCCAUCUCAGGGCCCCCCGAGGCUGGCAGUGUGUUACAUGGUGGGCUGUCACUGCGGGCGCGCAAGGGAGCUGAAUAGGAGGAUCAGUGCUCCCUCGCUGCCUGCAGGACCGGCUGCCAGGCAGCCCCACUAGACCCCAGGGAAUCCCCUCAGCACUCACAAAGGUAGGGAGGCUGAGGGAUUAAAUUAAAAGUGUGUGUGUGUGUGUGUGUGUAAUAUAUAUCUAUCUAUCACCAGGGCCCCAGGGAUCGUGUGUACACCACUGCUCUGGGACACCCCUCCCACUGCAGAAAGGUUGUAGUAGAUUGUAGUGUUGCCAGGGGCCAGACAUUUUAGGUGACUUACUAAUAACAAUUUAUAAAGCUAAAAUGGAAUAUAGAACAAGAACAAUGUAUCUUAUUUACCCAGACUGAUUUCUAAACACAUUUAUUGUAAUUUAAAGACACAUUACUGGGAGUAUUAUUGCUGUGGGGCUCUGUUAUACACCCAGACACAUUAUUGGGAGUAUUAUUGCUGCGGAGGUCUGUUAUACUUUCAGACACAUUACUGGGAGUAUUAUUAAUGUGGAGCUCUGUUACACACUCAGACACAUUACUGGGAGUAUUAUCGCUGUGGAGCUCUGUUAUACACACAGACACAUUACUGGGAGUAUUAUUGCUGUAGAGCUCUGUUAUACACUCAGACACAUUACGGGGAGUAUUAUCGCUGUGGAGCUCUGUUAUACACUCAGACACAUUACUGGGAGUAUUAUUGCUGUGGAGCUCUGUUAUACACUCAGACACAUUACGGGGAGUAUUAUCGCUGUGGAGCUCUGUUAUACACACAGACACAUUACUGGGAGUAUUAUUGCUGUGGAGCUCUGUUAUACACUCAGACACAUUACUGGGAGUAUUAUUGCUGUGGGGCUCUGUUAUACACUCAGUCAUAUUACUGGGAGUAUUAUUGCUGUGGAGCUCUGUUAUACACUCAGUCACAUUACUGGGAGUAUUAUUGCUGUGGAGCUCUGUUAUACACUCAGACACAUUACUGGGAGUAUUAUUGCUGUGGAGCUCUGUUAUACACUCAGACACAUUACUGGGAGUAUUAUUGCUGUGGAGCUCUAUAAUACACACAUUACUGGGAGUAUUAUUGCUGUGGAGCUCUGUUAUACACUCAGACACAUUACUGGGAGUAUUAUUGCUGUGGAGCUCUGUUAUACACUCAGACACAUUACUGGGAGUAUUAUUGCUGUGGAGCUCUGUUAUACACUCAGACACAUUACUGGGAGCAUUAUUGCUGUGGAGCUCUGUUAUACACUCAGACACAAUACUGGGAGUAUUAUUGCUGUGGAGCUCUGUUAUACACUCAGACACAUUACUGGGAGUAUUAUUGCUGUGGAGCUCUGUUACACACUCAGACACAUUACUGGGAGUAUUAUUGCUGUGGAGCUCUGUUAUACACUCAGACAAACCAACAUUAUGGAGCUACUAAAAAAGAGGGACAAAGGCACAAAAUAAGGACUCUUCCUCCUAAAUAGGGACACUUGGCAGGUAUGAAACAGUUGUCACUUUCUAUGUUGCGUUAAACAUAUGUGCUGUGUCCCGGAGGAUACACAGUAAUUAAACACCCAGUAAUGUGUCUCUAGACUGGAGUGAAAGACAUUUAGAUGAAUGUUCAUACUAUGAGAUUUUUCUGCUCUUGUCGUUCCCCGCUUACUUGUCAUGUCAAUAAUUAUCAACCGGUAACAAAGGUAAAAGGUAAAAAUGAUUGAUACUGCUCCACCACCAACUGCACCCUCUAAAGCUAAUAAAAUGUCUCUCUUUGAAUAUUUUUACUUGUGGGGAAGUAUGCAUCACAUAGUGUGUGAAAUAUAUCCUCUAAUUAUCCCUGAAUUAUCUUGUAGGCCUCUUCCAGAGGAGAAUAGCGAUUCCAAAGAAGACCGUGAACCAGGUAGGAACAAAGCUUAGAGCAAAUCUGCCACCUACAUAUGGUCGGGUUCUAUCAGAGGGAGAGUGCUAGGAGAACCAUUAUAAAAUGAAACAUAAAAGAGCAUGUUUCUUCUGUAAACUGUUUGAUUUUAUUAUAUUAAUUAGAAAUGUAUUUUAUUUCCAAUAAUAGAGUCAAAUGCUGUUGCCAUUACUUAAAGGGACGCUAUAGUCACCAGAACAACUACAGCUUAUUGUAUUUGUUCUGGUGAGUAGAAUUAUUCCCUUCAGGCUUUUUGCUGUAAACACUGUCUUUUCUGAGAAAAUGCAGUGUUUACAUUAUAGCCUAGUGAUAACUUCACUGGCCACUCCUCAGAUGGCUGUUGGAGGUGCUUCCUGGGUCAGUGCUGCACAGACUGACUGACAUUCAGUGUCUCCUCCCUCUGCAUGCAGACACUGAACUUUCCCCAUAGAGAUGCAUUGAUUAAAUUCAUCUCUAUGAGGAGAUGCUGAUUGGCCAGGGCUGUGUUUGACUUGUGCUGGCUCUGCCACUGAUUUGCCUCUCUGACAGUCUCAGCCAAUUAUAUGGGGAAGCUUUGUGAUUGGUGCAGACCACCACUUCUGAUGAUGUCAGCAGGCAGAUCAGAGCCAACAGCUACAGACUUGAAUACAAGUAAGAUUUUACUAUAUUUAGGGAGGCAAGAGGGGGUGGGGGGGGGGAGGGGAGGGCUAGAUGGUGGUUUUUAACACUAUAGGGUCAGGAAUAAAUGCUUGUGUUCGUGACCCCAUAGUGUUCCUUUAAUUUUAACGAGGACUAUAUAUAGUGCUUUAAAAAAAAAAAGGUGAAAUUCUAUCUUUCACACCAUAAUGGAACAGAAGGUGCUUCGUAGGUUCAAUACUAAACUCCGUUGUCACUGCCGGGAAAUGGGAAACUACUCGACCUCGAGUCACUAAUAGCUCUCCCCAUACUGAUUCGCCUAUAUUUUUAGGAUUAUUUACUGAAGUGAGAAUUGUAGGAAUUUAAAGUGAAUUUCAAAUUAAAAGACAGAAUAGCCAAGACAGAGAAAACAUUCUCCAAGUCUCCUAUUUUUCCAGUACAGAUACUUUUAGAAACAUUGAGAAUUCAAAGUGCAUUUCAAAUUGAAGGCGACUUUAGUGAUUAGCCCUGUUUAUGUCUCUAUGUCCACCAGUUUGUCCACCCAAUACUCUGGAACUGUGUGGCAAUCGGCAUAUGAAAAGGCGACUGUCUGCUCCCUCACUCAGCUUUAAUUUGGAGAACAGUGAGGGCUCCAUGAGGUCCAGUGACAUAUUUGAUCAAAGCACAGAUGAUAUUGACUUUGAUAUUGACGACUUGGAAACCCCAAACAGCAGCGAAAUGCUGGACUUCACCGAAAACAGCCAUGAAUUUGAGUGGGAAGGUAAAGAUUUGUUUUACUUUUAUUAAAGAUGCAGAUAGAGUUAUGAAAUCAGGCCCAGGCACUAUUUAGAAAGAUACCACUUUCCUUGUCUUUCCUACUUCUAUCAGAUGACCUGCCAAAGGCUAUGGGAAAAGAGGAAAAAACUUAUAAUGAAAGCCUUAUUACUGACCUGGAAGACAAGACAGGCCGAAAAUGGCGAAUAUUUCUGAUUGGAGAACACAAAGUAGACAUGACUGCUAUUGAACCAUAUCAACAAGUGAUCUCUCAUGGAGGUAACCAGGCAAUCCAGAGCCUGCUCUUAGGAGGGAAACUGCCAAAUGAUUAUGGGAAACGGAGAGGCCAUUAAUAAUACUCUGUUUACAUACCCCCUUUUAUGCUUUCAUUGACAACCAUUUUCUGCCCUUUCUGUGUUUCCGCUGUCCAUCAUGUACUUCUUUUAUCACCUAUUCUGAUAUCUGCAUUCCUCUGUGAUUCUCAUCGAAGACCUUUUAUUCCUAUUAAAUGGAUGCUAUAGUCACCAGAAUAACUACAGCCUUUUGUAUUUGUUCUGGUGAGUAUAAUCAUUCCCUUCUGGCUUUUUGCAGUAAACACUGUUUUUGCAGAUAAAAUGCAGUGUUUACAUUACAGCCUAGGGAUACCUCCACUAGCCAAGCCUCAGAUGGCUGAACUUUUCUAAUUGAGAUUCAAUGUAUCUCUACGAGGAGAGGCAGAUUGGCCAGGGCUGUGUUUGGCUUGUGCUGGCUCUGCCCCUGGUCUGCCUCCUUUACAGUCUCAGCCCAAUGCUUUCAUAUGGGAAAGCAUUGUGAUUGGCUCAGAACACCACUUCUGAUGAUGUCAGCCAAGCAGGCAGAGCCAGCAGCAGGAGACUGGAAUAAAUGUAAGAUUUUGCUAUAUUUAGGGAGGGCGGGCUAGAUGGUGUUUUUAACACUAUAGGAUCAGGAAUAAAUGUCUGUGUUCCUGACCCUAUAGUGUUCCUUUAAGUUCUGAGUCUUUCUACCACACACUAGAUUCUCCCCUCCAGCAUGGAAAUAUGAUACUCCUUUUCCAAUAUCCACAUUGGAAUAUCUUAACAGAAAAUAUGUUACUGUCUUUUAUUAACAAAGGUCUGUCUAUCUUCUCUUCUCCCAGGUUACUAUGGUGAUGGUUUAAACGCAAUCAUUGUGUUUGCCUCUUGCUAUUUACCGGAUAGCAGUAUUCCAGAUUACCAGUAUGUCAUGGACAAUCUAUUCAGGUAAAUGCACCCAUUAUAACAUUAUAAAUUAAGAGACUCUUUGCUGAGAGGACUCGGGUCUAGUUCCAGUUUUCUUUCUUAUAUUAUAUAUAUUUUUUUCUUUCCUGUCCCCCUUUCGGUCCUUAAACCACUGUCCUAGUAAUUACAAAAAAAAAAAAAAGUCAGAUCUCCUCUAUUCUACCCAUUUAUAUCUUAAUUGAUCCCCAAACCAUAUGCCUUUAUUUGUUUUUUUUUCUACUAUCUCUUCUAUCUGGCUCAUUUUGAUUUUGCCCAUUUAUAGUCUAUAAAAUAAGAGUCACAAAUAUACCAUUUCACAUCCUCACCACUUUUUGAAUUUUUGCCCAUUUUAUUUUCAAGCCUUCUUCCUUUUCGACCCUCUAAGAAUAACAUCCAUACUCUUCAUCAUUACAUUCUCUGUAAUAUUUUUUUUCUCUCCGUGUGUCUGCCCGUUACCAUGCCUUGUUUCCCUGUUUUCUCAAAUUCGGUCUUUCCCCGUACACUCUCGCUCUCUCUCAUUUAAUCUGUUUUACAUGCAGAUAUAUUAUAGGAACACUGGAUCUUAUGAUUGCAGAAGACUACAUGUUGAUUUAUCUAAAUGGUGAAACACCUCGCAGCAAAAUUCCUACGAUUGGUUGGAUCAAGCGUUGUUAUCAAGCAACAGGUAGAAGGUAAAUAUUCCUUUAUAGUCUCAGACAUAUACACUGAUCAUCCACAACUUUAAAACCACUGACAGGUGAAGUGAGUAACAUUAAUUAUAUUGUUACAAUGGCACCUGUCAUGAGAUGGGCUAUAUUGGGCAGCAAGUGAACAGUCAGCUCUUGAAUUUCAUGUUUUCGAAGCAGGAAGAAUGGUUAAGCGAAAAGAUCUGAGUGAGUUUGACAAUGGCCAAAUAGUGGUGGUUAGACAACUGGGUCAGAGCAAAUCCAAAAUUGUAUGUCUUGUGGAGUGUUCCUAGUAUGCAGUAGUUAGUACUAGGGAUAGACCGAUAAUUGGUUCGACCAUAUUCUGGGUAUUGGCCACUAUUGACACCGACAUUGCCAAUAAAGUGAGAGGCGGCGUUGGCCCAGCGCAUGCAGGGCCGGCAUGUCCAUAAGGCUCUGGGGGCACAAGAAUCGAGUGACUGGCAGGAAGGAAGUGCAUAGUGCUCCCCCUUCCAGUCACUCAGUGUGGCGUGGGUGAGAAGAGCAGACUGCGCUACAGGAGCUAAGCGGAAGUGCUCACUGAGAGAGCACUGCCUGUCAGUCCAGUCGGGUACAGGAAACUGAAGCUCCUGUACCACAGUCCGCUGCGCUUGGCCAUGCUACAAGAGAGAGAAUGAGGCACACCAAGGAGGGGAAAGGACCACAAAGGGGGGAGGGGGACGGGGGCACACACACUAAAGGACAGGGAGGGAGAGGACUACUAAGGGGCAGGGAGUGAAGGUGAGGGGAAAGGAAAAUGAAAGGGAGAGGUUCACUAAGAGACAGGGAGGGAAGCGAGAGGAACACUAAAUAUUCUUGAAAACAAACAAAUCUGACUGGCAUGUAUAUUUAGUACAUUUAACACUUAAUAUAAAUUAUUUUUUUUGUUUGUUUUUUUUUUUGCUAAAAACAAAUAUUAAAUAUACAUGUUCAGUAAAUGGUAGAUUUGGUAGAAAUUUUCUUUUUUCAAAACGGUAAAUGUACAGAGUAUCGGUAAGUCAUCGGCUAUCAGCCUAAAAGUUCACAGAUUAUCAGUAUUGGCUCUAAAAAUCAAUAUUGGUCGAUUCGUAGUAGUACCUACCAAAAGUGGUGCGUGGAAGGAUAACCAGUGAACAGACGUCGGGGGUCAUGGGCCACCAAGGGGUUAUUGAUGCACAUGGGGAGUGAAGGCUAUCCGCUCACAUAGAAGAGCUACUGCAGCUCAAAUUACUGAAAAAUGUAAUGCUGGCCAUGAUAAAAGGUGUCAAAAUGCAGAGUGCAUUGCAAUUUGCUGCGUAGCUGCAGAGCAGUCAGUGUGUCCAGGAUGGCCCCUGUCCACCACCGUAAGUGCCUCAGAGCUGAAACAUGGAGCAAUGGAAGAAAGUUGCCUGGUUUGAUGAAUCACAUUUUAUUUUAAAUCAGGUGGAUGGAUUUUAGAUCCCUUACCUGGGGAAGAGAUGGCAGCAGGAUGCACUAUGGGAAGAAGGCAGGCUGGUGGAGGCAGUGUUAUUUUCUGCAUAAUGUUCUGCUGGGAAGCCUGAGAUCCUGGUAUUCCUGUGGAUGUUACUGACACCUACCACAUAUCUAGAGAUUGUUAAAUACCAUCUACAGCCAUUCACGGGAAUGGUGAUCUCUAAUGGCAAUGGCCACUUUCAGCAGGAUAAUGCACUCUGCAACACUGCAAAAAAAUGUUUAGGAAUGGUUUGAGGAACAUGACGACAAGUUCAAUGAGUUGCCUUGGUCUCUAAAUUCUCCAGAUCUCAAUCCGAUUGAGCAUUUGUGGGAUAUGCUGGAACAACAAAUCCGAUCCAUGGAGGUCCCACCUCACAACUUGCAGGACUUAAAGGAUCUGCUGCUAAUGUCUUGGUGCCAGAUACUACAGGACAUGUUCAGAGGUCUUGUUGAGUGCUUGACUUGAUGCAUCAGAGUUGUUUUGGCAACACGAGGGGGACCUACACGAUAUUCGGCAGGUGUUUUUAAUGUUGUGUCUGAUCAGUGUAAUUUUAAUACUUAAAGAACCACUCUGCACACCAUAGCAUAUCACCAUCUUACAUUAAGGGGGUUAAAACAUUUUUAAUCACUUCAACCUCAAAGUUCUGAUUAUGGUACCUGUCUUCCUGCCCUUUGCCCCCUCCUGAAAUUAACUUUCCCCAACAAUUCUCACUUUGGGGAUUAAACAAACCUCUACACUUUAUUGCAAAACACAUUGAUGUGUCAUAAUAUAAAUAACUCCUAUAUUGCCACCAAUUUUCCCUUCAUUUCCUGUAAUUAUUAUUAAUAAAGCGCCAACAAAUUCUGCUACGUAGUACAAUAGGUAGACUGACAGACAAGUAUUUGCAACAAGACGGUUGGAAGCACAGAAACAGAGGCUGCUUAGAACACUGCUCAAACGAGCUUACAUUUUAGAGGGAGUGGGGUAAAGUGGCGCAAUAAGUAGAGGUAGGAUGUAUUUCUUGUACGGAAAAAGUAGGUUACUAGAAUAGUUUUAGGAUGUUUUUUUGAUUACACAGUUGCAGGGUGGGUUAUCAGGGUGUGGGGAGAGAAAGCUAUUAACCGUUUAAUUGAUAUGUUUUCAUAAAGAUGUUUUCUAGUUUUUAAUGAAGGAACUUAGACUGGGUGAGAGUCUAACAGAGAAGUUAAGGGAGUUCCAUAGGAAUGGCGAUGCCCUAGAGACAGGGCCGGCGCGACCAUAAGGCGGCACAGGCGGCCGCCUUAGGGCGCACCGGCUCUGGGGGCGCAAAAUUCCAGUGACCGGCAGGAGGGAAGUGCUCCCUCCUGCCAGGUCACCUCCUGGAUCCCCGGCGCGGUGUGCGGAUGAAUUGGAUGCCGAGGUGGCGAGGGAGCUCUGAUCUCUCUGAUCUGCUCCCUCGCAGGCUGCUGACUGAUGACGUCAUAUUCCGGCUCCCGCGGCAUCAGUAAACAGCCUGAGAGGGAGCAGAUCAGAGAGAUCAGAGCUCCCUCGCCACCUAGGAAUCCAAUUCAGCCGCACGCCUCCCAGCAGCCCCACUGGACCACCAAUGAGAGACCCACGCCAGCUCUCCAGGUAGGGAGGCUGGGUGGGAAAUUUAAAUUUAAUUAAGAUUUUUAAUUUCUGUGUGUGUGUGUGUGUGCAUGUGAGUAUGUGAGUCUGUCAGUGUGUGUGUGACUAUGUGAGUUUGUGUGUGUGUGUGUGAGUGAGUAUGUCUGUCAGUGUGUGUGUGAGUGAGUGUGUCUGUCAGUGUGUGUGUGUGUGUGAGUGUGUGUGUGUGUGUGUGUGUGUGUGUGUGUGUGUGUGUGUGUGUGUGUGUGUGUGUGUGUGUCUGUCUGUGUGUGUGUGAGUAUGUGUGUCUGUCAGUGUGUGUGUGAGUAUGUGUGUCUGUCAGUGUGUGUGUGAGUAUGUGUGUCUGUCAGUGUGUGUGUGUGCAUGUGAGUAUGUCUGUCAGUGUGUGUGUGAGUAUGUGUGUCUGUCAGUGUGUGUGUGAGUAUGUGUGUCUGUCAGUGUGUGUGUGUGCAUGUGAGUAUGUCUGUCAGUGUGUGUGUGUGUGAGUAUGUGUGUCUGUCAGUGUGUGUGUGCAUGUGAGUAUGUGUGUGUGUCUGUGUGGUUCUGUCAGUGUGUGUGUGGUUCUGUCAGUGUGUGUGUGUGAGUAUGUGUGUCUGUCAGUAUGUGCAUGUGCGCAUGUGAGUACGUGUGUCUGUCAGUGUCUGUGAGUUUGUGUGUGUGUGUGUGUCAGUGUGUGUUUUUUAAUGAGUCUGUCAGUGUGCGUGUGAGUGUCUGUCAAUGAAUGAGUGUGUCAGAUAAGUGAGUCUGGCUGUCAGAGAUGUCUGUAUGUUUGUCAUUGAGUGUGUGUGACUGUCAGUGUUUAUACACCCCUGACUGUAGCGUGGCCAAGCGGAGUGUACCGUGGUACAGGAACUUCUGUUUCCUGUUUCUGGCAGAACUUACAGGAAAAGCUCACUGUACCGGGAUUCGCUCCGCUCAGCCACGCUACAAAAAAAGGUAGGAGGCACACCAGGAAUGGGAGGGGACCACUAUGGGGGUGGGUGGCGCACCAAGGGACAGGGAGAGGAGGGGAGAGAUACCCUAAGGUACAGGAAAAGGAGGGAGGGGGGGAGAGGAAUACUAAGCGACAGCCAACAGAUGGGGGAGGGGAGAGGAACACUAAGGGACAGGGAAAGGAGGCGGGAAGGGAAAGGAACAGUAAGGGUCAGAGAAGGGAGGGGACCAUUAAGGGACGGGGAGAGGGGCCGGAUGUGAAAGAAACACACAGCGGGGCUUGAGAAGGAAAGAGACACACACAAAGGAGCUGGGAAGAAUAAAAGACACAAAUAGGCUGGGAGAAAAGGAGUCACACAAAGGGGCUGGGAGGAGUAAGACACAAAAUGUGGGAGGAUGUAAGAGUCAUACAAAGAGGAGAGAUAGGAGACACACAAAGGAAAAAAUAGGAGAUAAAAUACACUAAAGGGAGUCAGAUAUUUAAAAGACGGGAUAAGAAACACAAAAGGGAGGUUAAGAGGCACAUGGGUGAAGAUGUUUUUGGGGGGGCGGAAAAAUGCAUCUUCGCCUAUGUACCCAAAAUUCUUUGCACCGGCCCUGCCUAGAGAAGUCUUGAAGGUGGGUGUCCAAAGUGCGAGUAGGAACAGAGGAUAAACGUAGAUCUUCAGCAUACUGUAUCACGCUGGACGGGACAUACUUGUCUAUUAGUGAGGAUAGGUAGGUAGGAGUAACGUUCUGUAGAGAUUUCUAAGCAAGCACCAUCAUUUAAAAUUGUUCCCUAAAUCUUACGGGAGGCCAGUGUAAGGACUGACAGAGGGGGCAGACAUAGGAGGUGCAGGCGGAAAGGAAGACUAGCCUCGCCACUGCAUUUCUUAUAGAACGUAACUGGGCAAGCUGGAAACACGUAAGAUCACUGAGGAAAAGGAUUGCAGAAGUCAAGGCGAGAGAUGAUGGUGGCAUGGACCAGAACCUUAGCUGCAUCCGGUGUUUAAUAGGUGCAGAGGCGCUAUGUUUUUGAGAUCGAAGGGGCAGGAUUUGGUGAGUGAUUGGACCUGAGGAAAAAUCAGUUGUUUCCUUUCUAAUGUUGUUCUAUUCUAUAAAUUAAUCUGUCAACAGGACAAUGUCUGAAAAUAUAGAUUUUCUUCACUGUGGCAGACGUUAUUUUUAAAACUCCCACAUAUUCCGCAGCGUGGUACAACUUCACCAACUGGUUUAUCUAAAAAGCAAAGGGGGUGAAUUCUGCAUUUCUCUCCCUUCACGAUAAACAUGUGCAAACAUUUAUACAGCCAUCUGUUUAUGGUGAAAAGUCCUCAAUUAUUUGACUGAUCCGUAUUUAUUGUGUUUUUAAGGCUGAAGAAAAAUCUGAAAUCUGUUUUGAUUGUCCAUCCCACGUGGUAUGUGAAAGCUCUGCUCGCCAUCAUUCGACCAUUUAUCAGGUAAAGCUGUCGAACAUAUUGAUGUAGAACCGUGACAGGUGUAUUUUAUUUUUGUGUUAAUCUACUCCAGUAACUAAGAAGCUGCAGAGAAGGUGGAAUUUGGGAUUGAGAGAGACUUUACUUUUUAUUUUUGCCAGUUUGUUUGAAAGCAGUUUGACAGAAAAGGGUAAAAUUGCCCCCAGAUACUCAAUAACGAGUUAAAAUGGUCAUGGAGUGUAGAGUGUUACUUUGAAAAAGACUUCCAUACUAAAAAUUGCUAAGGAUCAGUCAUUCGAGAGAUUUCACAUGGUUUGUGUAUUGUGUACUGGAAAUCUGUCUACCCUAGAAACUAAUUCAAUGGUCCGCUAUUAAUUAGGCUGUAAUUAAAGGAACACGAAAGCAUUAUGGAAAACAAUGAACUAGUAUUCCUAAUGCUAAAGUGUUCUCCUCUGAAUUUAGUUUGGAGGAAAAAGCUCCUCGAUUUCCCUCCCAUGAUGUCCUGACCACUUUCUUCUCAUCCAAUCCAAAUCAGCUCAUUGAGGAGCAUUGAGGACGAAUAGUGCAUGUGUGUCCUGUGCUCCUCCAAUCAAAUGCAGGUUAGCUGUGAGAACUUUGAUUGGGUUCUCACAGCGGAAUCGCCACUGGGGACAUAUUUAACCCUGUAAGCAUUGCCAUAUCUACUAAACUGCAAUAUUUACUAAACUGGUUCAUGGAUUGCGGGAUAAAACUUACCAGGAAAGGUUAAAGGAUCUUAACAUGUAUAGCUUGGAGGAAAGACGAGACAGGGGGGAUAUGAUAGAAACAUUUAAAUAUAUAAAGGGAAUCAACACAGUAAAUGAGGAGACUAUAUUUAAAAGAAGAAAAACUAUCACAACAAGAGGACAUAGUCUUAAAUUAGAGGGGCAAAGGUUUAAAAGUAAUAUCAGGAAGUAUUACUUUACUGAGAGGGUAGUGGAUGCAUGGAAUAGCCUUCCAGCUGAAGUGGUAGAGGUUAACACAGUAAAGGAGUUUAAGCAUGCGUGGGAUAGGCAUAAGGCUAUCCUAACUAUAAGAUAAGGCUAGGGACUAAUGAAAGUAUUUAGAAAAUUGGGCAGACUAGAUGGACCGAAUGGUUCUUAUCUGCCGUCACAUUCUAUGUUUCUAUGUUUCUAUUUUACACUCCACGGAUAAAACUACAGGCCACUACACCAAAAUCACUUAUUUGAGAUAAAAAUGGUCUCUGUGCCUUCAAUGUCCUUUUUUAAAUGGAUUUGCAAAUCACAUGAAAUAACUAUUGUUUUCACCAGUUAUUUGCUUUUAGUUACAAUUACAUUUAAAGAUUUUUUUAUUUUUUUUUUGCAGCUCCAAGUUUGUAAGAAAAGUGAAAUUUGUCCGCAGCUUGAACGAUCUGUCCCAGAUUGUAUCACUAGAGGAUGUCCAUAUACCAGAUUGCAUUAAAAAGUAAGUGACAAGCAUGCAACUAUUUGAAAAUCACCACGAAUGAUUGAAAAUUAGAGAAUUCCUAUCUGCUGUAAAAACAUUUCUAUUUAGCUAUACUUAUGCAAAAAAAAUAAUUAAAAAAAUAAGUUUAACGUUACAACGUGUAUUGUCAGAAGGGAAAUAAAUCUUCAUAAAUCAUCUUCUUACUUUCCCAUAAAUCAGAUUUUUUUUUUUUUUAGCAAACUCUAUAAAUUGAACAUUCCGUUUCCAGCAAGUGGCUACAUGUACUAUAAUGUGCAAAUACCUGUGUUUUAACCUCAUUUUACUUGUUUGUUCCCAGGUCAGAUCGUGAUAUGAACCGAUGAGCUGUAAAGAGAAGAUAUUUGUGUAUAUGUAUAUAUAUAUAGAAUGACAUACUGUAAUAUAGUUUUCUGCACAUGAGCAAGACAGUUUACAUAUUUAUCUACUAAAAUAUUAUACUUCUAACCUAAAAAGCAGAUGAGCCAAGCGAAGUUUGUCAAAGCCAGACUUUAAAUAAAUGAAUGGUUAACCAGAUUAUUUAGUGUAGGAUAACUUAACUUUUUUUUAAUGGAGUUGGCCAUUUCCAUGGUUUGCAAAUAAAGGUGGAUCAUAUGGGUGCCACCCACAAGGAAGAGGUAAUACAAUGUCUCUGCUCGCAAAAUGACGUCCAUUCAUGCACAAUGUGCUCACAUACACAAAUCCGCACAAUUCACAAGCUUUGUUUUUGUGUAAUAUUGCCUGCGUGAUAAACUGGCACGAAAGUUACAUUUUGUCAGAAUCUGCAUCUUGGGGUAUAUAGGGUUGGCAAAUUCAUUAUACCAUCAAAUUUCUCCUUUUUCACAUACUAGGAAUGCUUUUCUUCCUAUGCAGGGUCAUUUUCACACCAUUUUCCUAGAGAUUAUAUAAACUAAGGAAUAUAUUUUUUUUUCUCAAAAAUAUAUCAAGUUUAUAAUUGUAAAGUAAAAAUAUUAAACUAUUUAAAAAAAA
This is a messenger RNA of Pelobates cultripes (western spadefoot toad), 22813 nucleotides long. The record is from the annotation of a GenBank genome assembly. Lineage: Eukaryota; Metazoa; Chordata; Amphibia; Anura; Pelobatidae.